AUGGGCUUCUCCACACCUGUAUGGCCCUUGGCCCCGCCCCUUGACGUUGAUCCAUCCACAUUCCAAGCCCUCCUCAAAAUUGCCGCGCUCGUCGUUACCGGCCUGUCUGUGCACGUAUCGUUGUCGCCGCCCAAUCCGCCUGCGCCUCCGAAGUUGCGCCUCGCUGCGGCACGGAAGACGUUCUUCGAACGCUGCGUUCGAUGGGUCACAUUCUGCAGUAAGAUGAUGGUCUGGAUAGGCACCCUACUCGACUUCCUGGCCACCACAUCGCUCGCACUCCCCUCUAUCCCCGUCACAUCUUUCGUCACCUCAGUACUCUGCCCGGAGCACUCAUCCUCGUCACAUACACCGCUUCUCGCUGCCUCUCCCCUUCUCAUCGCAGGCGCCCUAGCCACGCUGUUUGGCGCUGUCCUCCGCGUCGCAUGCUUUCGCGCGCUCGGGCCGCUUUUCACCUUCGAACUCGCGAUAACACCGAGUCAUUCGCUCGUCACGACAGGUCCGUACGCGUGGGUGCGGCAUCCGAGCUACGCCGGCAUUUACAUGACCCUGCUCGGCGCGAGUGCGGUCGGGCUUGCACCUGGCGCCUGGCUGCGCGAGUGCGCGCUGCGCCUGGGGACGUGUGCCGUCAUUUUCCCUGCCAUCGCUGCGCCGCCGUGUGUGCACGUGCAUGGGCUGGGCCUCGGGACGGUGCUAGCGUGGUUCGUGCUCGCGUUCUGGUGCGUGAAGGUCGCAUACGCGCUGCAGAGCACAAAUAAGCGUCUCCGGACGGAGGACACGGAGCUGCGCAAGGCGUUCGGCGCGGUGUGGGACGAGUACGCGGAGAGGACGCGGUGGAGGCUGCUGCCCGGUGUGUUCUGA
Molecule: messenger RNA, 858 nt
Organism: Rhodofomes roseus
Lineage: Eukaryota; Fungi; Basidiomycota; Agaricomycetes; Polyporales; Fomitopsidaceae
Exons: 3
Coding region: 1-858 (285 amino acids)
Biological process (GO): C-terminal protein methylation
Cellular component (GO): membrane
Molecular function (GO): protein C-terminal S-isoprenylcysteine carboxyl O-methyltransferase activity
Source: RefSeq, a predicted model, not a curated record